AAGCCUUGUUCGCACUUGGCGAGUAUUUUAGUCGAGUACCGAGUAAUUUAGUAGCUAAACUACUUGCUACUGCACAGAAAUCGUUCGCAUUACGGUCCAGUAGAGUACACAAGUGAGUGGUGUUUUGCAACAUGAACAGGCUGCAACGCAAUAGAGUGAAUAAACUGAUUAAGCUAAUCGUAAUGUCUAUUUUAGAAGAGGUGGAUGAGGAAAUUUCUGUGAUUCAGAAAAAGAAAUUAUGGGUACGAAAAUGGAUCGAUAGAAGAGAUAAACUAGGAGCUACUAAUUGUCUUCUGAAGGAAUUAGCAUUCGAAGAUCCCAAAGAAUACUUCGAUAGUUUGAGAAUGUCCGAAAGUUGUGUGAAUUUUCUAUUAACGAAAAUACACUCUCAAAUUCAGCGUAAAGAUACCCAUUUGAGAAGUGCGAUUCCUGCAAUUACAAAAUUACAAGUAGUUCUAUACUUUCUUGCUACUGGAUGUAGUUUAAGAUCACUCACACAUAUAUUUAGACUCGGAAAAUCAACUAUUUCCGAAUUCAUCAUCGAAGUUUGUGAAGCAAUUUAUGAAUCAUUAAUGGAAUUUAUCAAGAUUCCCACUUUUACAGACUGGAAAAUAAUUGAAAAUGGUUUUCGAGAACAGUGGAACUUUCCAGGGUGUUGUGGAGCAAUCGACGGCAAACAUGUCGUCAUUAAGGCACCCCCUGAAUCAGGAAGUUUAUACUACAAUUACAAAGAGACAAACAGCAUUGUCUUAAUGGCUGUUGUUGAUCACAAAUAUUGCUUUAGUUACAUAGACGUUGGGUGUAAUGGAAGGGUUUCUGAUGGAGGCGUAUUUCGUAACUGUAGUUUGUACGAAGAAUUAGAAAACGGUGUUCUACCAGAGGGUCAUGUCUUAGUUGGCGACAAUGCAUUUCCCUUGAAAGAAUAUUUAUUAAAACCUUUUCCAGGAAAUCGAUUAACGCUACAGCAAAAAAUUUUUAAUUAUCGUUUGUCUCGGGCUAGAAGAAUAGUCGAAAAUGCCUUCGGUAUACUGGCUGCCAGAUUCAGAGUGUUUGAGAAACCGAUGCCUUAUAGUCCUGAAAAAGUUGUUAAGAUAGUAAAAACCUGUUGCGCUUUACAUAAUUGGCUCCGACAAACAAAAUUACAGAACAGACAGUAUGAAUACACAGUAGACUCAGAACAUUUUGAAGCAGGAACUAGCGUUCCUGGUAAUUGGAGAAAUGAGCCACAAUCUCUCGGAAUGCAACCAAUACCUAUUUCUUUAAGUAAUCGUUCAUCCCAAAGGUCUAUAAAUCGUCGGGAGAAAUAUGCAAAUUAUUUUGUCGGAAGCGGAUCUAUCCCUUGGCAGGCAAGAAUGAUACAUUGAAAACUACCGGCCUACCAAUACUACAGUCUAAUUAAUAAUAUAAUUAUUAUAUUUUAAUAAUGUGUAUAAGUAGCUAGAUAGGUACUUACCAAAUUACUUUCACUUUGUGUCAGUGUUGAGGUUAAGUUUCGAAGGGAUGCAUCCAAUAAACUGAACCAUUUUACAGAAGGAAUAUAAAUCGUGUCGGUCCCAGCGCCUGAACUUUUGGAGUCCUUUAUUUUUUUUAACUCCUGCGAGUAAGUCGAUCUAUAAUAAAGGAAUGGAUCUCGUUAGGUAAAACUACUUCUCAAAACAAUAGGUAGUAAUAAUAAUUAAGAGCUUAUUGUAUCAUAGUAAUAAAUAUGCUUUUCAAAUACUUAAAAUAAUAAAAUUAUGCACUAA
Messenger RNA from Bombyx mori (domestic silkworm), 1745 nucleotides. RefSeq names its product putative nuclease HARBI1. The record is from RefSeq and is a predicted model, not a curated record. Bases 132 to 1364 code for a protein of 410 amino acids. NCBI's taxonomy places the organism in Eukaryota, Metazoa, Arthropoda, Insecta, Lepidoptera, Bombycidae. The transcript has 2 exons.